Molecule: messenger RNA, 974 nt
Organism: Cyprinus carpio (common carp)
Lineage: Eukaryota; Metazoa; Chordata; Actinopteri; Cypriniformes; Cyprinidae
Product: interferon alpha-inducible protein 27-like protein 2A
Exons: 4
Coding region: 252-548 (98 amino acids)
Biological process (GO): apoptotic signaling pathway
Cellular component (GO): mitochondrion; membrane
Source: RefSeq, a predicted model, not a curated record
AGGCUUCUCUCAACUGUGUUUUCUAGUUGUCCAGUGGCUGUAUUGUCUUUGUAAUUAAACUACAUAGAAUGGUCGCUAUAGGCUACUCAGCAAACAAACAACCGACGAAUCAGAACACUAGGUGUGUUCCGCUCUAUUUUUUGUGAUUUUAGUUUCGGUUUCCUUUCUUAAAAAGUAGCCGCCCACUCCUUAUUAAAGCAAGCUCUUAAAUGCUAGAAGAGAAUCCUAAGUUUGAGUAGCAUCGACUUAAGAUGGACCCAGUUACGUUUAUUGGAGCUUGUGCUGGAGCAGCUGUAACAGUUGUUGCAGCUCCAGCUGUUCUUGGAUUGGCUGGUUUCACCGCAGGUGGAAUUGCUGCAGGUUCUUAUGCCGCUUCUAUGAUGUCAGCUGCCGCUCUGGCUAACGGAGGAGGGAUCGCAGCUGGAUCCAUGGUGGCAGUUCUACAAGCCGCCGGUGCUGCUGGAAUCCCUUUGGCAGGUCAAGCCUUUGUGGGGGCUGUGGGAGCCGCUGCGGGUGCAGCUGCAAGCAUGGCUAGCAACUGUACUUAGUUCAAUUGUAUCAGUAAUAAGUUCUAUCUAUCUAUCUAUCUAUCUAUCUAUAUAUAUAUAUAUAUAUAUAUAUAUAUAUAACAAUAUGAUCAUUAUCCCACUGCCUGUCUCAUUGAUCAGCAUCAUUUAAAAUGCUUUGCUGUAUCAGUAUGCUAUGUUAUAGGUUUCUGCUAUAAACUACUGAUUAUAUAUAUAUUAUAUAUUGAAGUCGCUGCUGGAAACUUCUUUGAUGGGGUUAUUGGAAGAGCCAUGUUUUUAAAGUUCUUGCAGGAACUUAUAUCCAUGUUUCUCAUAUAACUGAAAGUCUAAGAGGUUCUCCAAAUGGUUUUGUAAGCUCCUUGUAUGUGUUUGCAAAUGUAUUUGUGUUGAAUUUAGAAUGUGUAGAGACCUUAUUUUGUAAGCCUAAUAAACAAAUGAAAUAAUUUA